Messenger RNA from Pseudocercospora fijiensis CIRAD86, 790 nucleotides. RefSeq lists its product as uncharacterized. The record is from RefSeq and is a predicted model, not a curated record. NCBI's taxonomy places the organism in Eukaryota, Fungi, Ascomycota, Dothideomycetes, Mycosphaerellales, Mycosphaerellaceae. The transcript has a single exon. The coding region runs from base 48 to 473 and encodes 141 amino acids.
CUGCUUUCAUGCAUCUUGCCGUCGUUGUCUGAAACAGCGGGACGCAUAUGAAUGAGUCCACCUAUUCGCGUAAGUCUUUACAUGUAGCUGAAGUGAUGACAAGAUUCAGUAUACCGACUCCUUCUCAGUGCACCGUCUCUGUCCGUUCGCUCCGCAUUCGAUGGACUAAAAUAAUGCCACAUAUCUCCCCCUCCCAUCCCUUGCAUCAAACCAAAAUAUAUCUGUUCCGAAAUCUCACAUCUCACAUCUCCAAUCCUCCUUCCCUUUUUCUUUCCCCCACCAUCCCAUCUCAACCUCCAUGCCACCUCACCGUCUCCCCUUCCCUCUCUCCUCAAACCACCCUCUCCAUCUCACCUCCCCCUCCUCUCAUCCCUUUCCUUCCCCCUCUCCUUUCAAACGCACCCUCCACUCCCUCACCACAACCUCCACCCGCCUCCUCUUCUGGCUCUACGACGAAAAAUGGAUCUACGUAGUCUGGUUUAGCGUGGUGGUUUUGUUUUUGAGUAUAAUUGGAUGGAUUUGUGAGUAACGACACUCUACACAUACGCAUACAACAAAAAGAAUUUUCUUUUUUUUUGCGGAUGUAUGGAUGGAUGGAUUUUAACACUAACUAUGGCUUGUGGAAAUAGUUUAUAAAAAUGGUAGGACAGAGGGGUGGAGUGCGAAUACUACGACGAAUUCGAUGAAUACUACGAAUAUUACCUCUGGGGAGGGGAUGUUGAAGCCUUUGGUAUACGUAUAGGGUGGGGGGGGGGGGGGGGGAAGGGAUGGUUUGGGAAUGGAUUCGAGG